AUGAAGGGGAUUUUUCAGGAACUAAGCUUUGAAGUUUUUUUUUUUGCGAAUUCAAUAGAAGACCCUUUGAGAGCGUUCAAUGGAUUGUAUUUAUUUUUCACUUUACAAUCAUUAAUACGAUUGCAAUUGUAUGUUUGUAAAAAAUUCUAUUCUUCAAGGCAAAAGGAAGUUAUGAAGAGCGCUUGUAAUUGCGCGGUGUUCGCUGUUCCGGGCACAGAACCGAUAAUACAACACAUGCUUCCAUGCAAUGUGAGCUGUGAUCGAGAAGGACUUGAAAAAUGUCAAAAAUUAUGUAUUGCCUUGGUUGAAACUGUUCGAGAUAACGUACCAAUGCUGAUUUGUGAGAAAGUAAACAUGCAUAUCGAAAAUUUAAAAGUCGCUCUAUAUAUAAAAUCAUGUGAUUCUUUUUGGGUAUUCACUGGUUUGAAAAGUGCAGAGCCUAUUUGCUGUCACGAAGGGAAGGCAUUUUCUUGUAACGAAGCGAUGCCAACAAUAGAAAAUUAACGAGAAGCAUUAUUUCUUGUUCAUUUACUAAUGAAUAUCUUACUAUUGAUUACUACUA
Molecule: messenger RNA, 562 nt
Organism: Camponotus floridanus (Florida carpenter ant)
Lineage: Eukaryota; Metazoa; Arthropoda; Insecta; Hymenoptera; Formicidae
Product: follicle cell protein 3C-1-like
Exons: 4
Coding region: 1-504 (167 amino acids)
Source: RefSeq, a predicted model, not a curated record